AUGAGGUGGGAGAGUUAUCGUAGGAUAUACGUUGAUGCAGACUAUGUUUAUGGUGAUGGGAUGUUUCACCAAUGGUGCGAUACUAAGGGUUUUAACCGAACCACCAUAACGCUGCCGUUUUCCGGUAACUUCACCGUCGUAUUGAGGUGUACCCCUCUUACCACCGGACAAGAGAGAUGGGGUAAGCAUAUACUCCAAGUCUGGCUGACAGGUUCAAUUGGAAUGGAAAUGGUUGUCCUGAGCAUGCUAUGCUAUGUUGCUUACAACGCAUGGGAUAGACCUGGUGGAGACUCCAUAUUUGGAAUUCCAGAAUAA
This is a messenger RNA of Microthlaspi erraticum, 315 nucleotides long. Lineage: Eukaryota; Viridiplantae; Streptophyta; Magnoliopsida; Brassicales; Brassicaceae. The record is from the annotation of a GenBank genome assembly.